GGGCGGGUGGCGCGGACGCCGAGUGAGGGCGCAAGCGGCAGGGGCGUGAGAAGAGCGCCCCAGCCCCGGAAGGCCCAUCGGCCCCCAUCAGCUGGGAUGUUCCCCAAUGGCACCGCCUCCUCUCCUUCUUCCCCUAGCCCCAGCCCAGGAAGCUGCGGCGAAGGCGGCAGCAGGGGCGCCGGGGCCGGAGCCGCGGACGGCAUGGAGGAGCCAGGGCGAAAUGCGUCCCAGAACGGGACCUUGAGCGAGGGCCAGGGCAGCGCCAUCCUCAUCUCUUUCAUCUAUUCCGUGGUGUGCCUGGUGGGGUUGUGUGGGAACUCUAUGGUCAUCUAUGUGAUCCUGCGCUACGCCAAGAUGAAGACGGCCACCAACAUCUACAUCCUCAACCUGGCCAUCGCCGAUGAGCUGCUCAUGCUCAGCGUGCCCUUCCUCGUCACCUCCACGUUACUUCGCCACUGGCCCUUCGGCGCGCUGCUCUGCCGCCUCGUGCUCAGCGUGGACGCAGUCAACAUGUUCACCAGCAUCUACUGUCUGACGGUGCUGAGCGUGGACCGCUACGUGGCCGUGGUGCACCCCAUCAAGGCAGCACGCUACCGCCGGCCCACCGUAGCCAAGGUGGUGAAUCUGGGCGUAUGGGUGCUAUCGCUGCUUGUCAUUCUGCCCAUCGUGGUCUUCUCGCGCACGGCGGCCAACAGUGACGGCACGGUGGCCUGCAACAUGCUCAUGCCCGAGCCUGCCCAGCGCUGGCUGGUGGGCUUCGUGUUGUACACAUUUCUCAUGGGCUUCCUGCUGCCUGUCGGGGCCAUCUGUUUGUGCUACGUGCUCAUCAUCGCCAAAAUGCGCAUGGUGGCCCUCAAGGCCGGCUGGCAGCAGCGCAAGCGCUCGGAGCGCAAGAUCACUCUGAUGGUGAUGAUGGUGGUGAUGGUGUUUGUCAUCUGCUGGAUGCCUUUCUAUGUGGUGCAGCUGGUCAACGUGUUUGCAGAGCAGGACGACGCCACGGUGAGCCAGCUGUCGGUCAUACUUGGCUACGCCAACAGCUGCGCCAAUCCCAUUCUCUACGGCUUCCUUUCGGACAACUUCAAGCGCUCUUUCCAGCGCAUCCUGUGCCUCAGCUGGAUGGACAAUGCUGCCGAGGAGCCGGUCGACUACUAUGCCACCGCCCUCAAAAGUCGCGCCUACAGCGUGGAGGACUUCCAGCCCGAGAAUCUGGAGUCUGGCGGCAUGUUUCGUAAUGGCACUUGCACGUCCAGGAUCACGACUCUUUGAACUUGCCACGCCGGGGCCCUGCGCCAAGGAAGGAAGAGGAGGAGGAAAAAGGGAGGCCGGGUACGAGAGGUUGAAGUAUCCCAGGCGUCGGGGUGCGAUGCGCUUCGAGUGGAGAGACCUGGGAAAGGCGCGCGACAAAGGUGGAAUUGGGCUCUUUGUUUGUAAACUGGAAAAGCUUGCGGACUCCUUUCUCCUCUGUCUUCCACUUUCUCUCCUUCCUCCACUGCACUUAAACUUGUGUACCAUUCUCUGCUCCCCACUCUGUAACUUUGAUCUUUCCUUCAGCCCUGUCCUGCUGGUGCAGAUCUGGAACUCAUUAACGUCGCCAACUCAGCUUGUCCCUCAGCCCCGCCGGCAGUUAUUUCUGUUUGUUUAAGCUGAGCCACUGUUACCCACGCGGUUUCCCUCGGGGUGAGUCCCGAUCUCGCCCUCAGCCCCGCCCUACCGCGCUCCUCCGCACGCUAGAUUCUGUCUGGUGCCUCUAGCGGAGUGUCGAGAACCAUCGCGCUGCGCUUCCUUAGCGCAGCCCUACUUCAAGGAAAAUCAGGCUUGAGAAUGAACUCGGCAGCUGGUCUUUUCUCCUGUUCUCGGUUGAAGACGCGCCCUUCCCCGAGCCCUUCCAACCAUUUCCACUCCAUCCCAAGCGGAGCCAGGUGCUUAGUAAAAUCGGUCCCGCACCUCGAACCCCAGGCAUUCUGCAGUUCCUCAUCCAAACUCUAUAUGGAG
Molecule: messenger RNA, 1992 nt
Organism: Manis javanica (Malayan pangolin)
Lineage: Eukaryota; Metazoa; Chordata; Mammalia; Pholidota; Manidae
Source: RefSeq, a predicted model, not a curated record